Trichoderma virens Gv29-8 is the source of this 861-nucleotide messenger RNA. RefSeq lists its product as uncharacterized. The transcript has a single exon. The coding region runs from base 1 to 861 and encodes 286 amino acids. Gene Ontology annotation, molecular function: oxidoreductase activity. Lineage: Eukaryota; Fungi; Ascomycota; Sordariomycetes; Hypocreales; Hypocreaceae. The record is from RefSeq and is a predicted model, not a curated record.
AUGUCGCAGUUCACGCCGCCCUCAGAAGUCGAACUACGGGAAUGGGCUACCGGGAAAGCCAUCAUAAUCACUGGAGGUGCCCAGGGAAUUGGAUUUGGUGUGGCCCAACUGUUUGCGAAUGCUGGCGCCAAAGUGGUGAUUGCCGACAUCGAUGAAACUGUUGGCAAGCAAGCUCAGGAAAGUCUCGGAAGCAAUUCCCUGUUUGUACGAUGCAAUGUAACGAGUUGGAAAGACCAAGUUCAGCUUUUUCAGACGGCGAUUGCCAACUUUAAUCGCAUAGAUUUGGUAAUCAGUAAUGCCGGCAUCAAUCCAGAGCUAGUACCGUCCAAUGGCUCAAAGUAUGAUUAUCUUGUCGACAAGUAUCGCGACGGCGAGUCUGACAAACUAGAAUCACUGGAGCCACCUAUCACAAGUGUUUUUGACGUAAAUAUCACUGGUGUGCUCUACAACUUAAGACUGGCGAUGCAUCAUAUGAUUGCUAAUGGCGGUGGUCGGAUCGUCGUCAUGGGUUCCGCCGCGUCCUAUAUGGGCUUCGAUGACCACGCACUCUACUGUGCUUCCAAACAUGCCAUCUUGGGACUUGUUAGAGCUACUUCUUUAAGGAAGGAAUGCACAGACAACAACAUUUCCGUCUCGGUCGUCGCACCCUGGGUGACACAGACAAGAAUGACACAGGCCUUUAUCGAUCAUUUACCGACGAGCAUAUCCAUUUCCUCUCCCGGGGAUGUAGCCGCAGCCAUUGCUAUUUCAGCAACGCAACCCAUUGAAAAGAUUCGUGGAAAGAGUAUAUGGGUUCAGGGAAAGACAUAUACAGAGGUGGAGGAUGUUAUUACCGCUUGCCAGGGAAAACUCAUCCUAUAG